Leguminivora glycinivorella is the source of this 1601-nucleotide messenger RNA. RefSeq lists its product as uncharacterized. The record is from RefSeq and is a predicted model, not a curated record. NCBI's taxonomy places the organism in Eukaryota, Metazoa, Arthropoda, Insecta, Lepidoptera, Tortricidae. The transcript has 3 exons. Bases 191 to 1297 code for a protein of 368 amino acids.
AUAGACUGCACUUCUGUCCCUUGCCUUCUGCAACUUAUUUCGCUUUUCUGUGUCGCAGCGAGUGGUGCCUUUCGCGCGCAUUUUUGACGUCUACUUUUUUUUACGGUUAGCGAGUGCAUUCAGCCAGGUUUUUUUGACGUUGUUUCCAGCCAGUUAUUUUUUUUAUUGUUUUAAUGUGUUGUCUGUGGCCAUGGUGAAGUUUUGGUGGAUGUUUGUUUUGUUCGCGAAGACUGCGUCUGCCAGUGACAACGAGUUACCGGAAUCUGAGGCUGGAAAAGAAUCCCGUCUCCUCCCACUCUUCGAAGUGAAGAGGUUCGACAGGCCCAUAGGACCCGGGGGCCUGCCCCCCCUCACCACAGUACCUAUAGCGGGGGAGCGAUGCUCGCAGAGGCUGGAGUCUGCGCUGGAUCAGAUGAAGAGGAGGAAGAGGAAUCAACCGAAGACCUUGGAUACUCCUGCGAGUCAAAGCAUCGAUCUCAACGGCUACAGCCUGUACCAGCAAAUGCGCUCCGCGCCAGUGGACAUGUAUGUCACCAGGAUGCGCGUGCGACUCCCCCAGAACGCCAACUGGGUCCGCGUCGAGAAAUGCUACUUCGACCCUCGAAACGUAUCUCUCGACACCAUGCUACUGUUCCACGACAUAACCAUUAGUGGGAACGUCGAUCUUUUCGACGCGAACGAGCUCGAUCGGAAUAUACCCCCCAGUAGACGAUUAAGAAGGCAUUACGCUGAAAGAAGAUACGACCCACCAUAUCCAGAUGAUCAUGGCUAUAGAUACAGGCAAGGAAAUGGUUGCAAUAUGAUCCUAAGACUCCGUAAAGCGGGUAUAGGCUUCCAUACACGACCUUUGCACCAACAGCCUGGGAAAUUUAACGUCAAAACUGAUUCUGAAUUCGUCGAGCCUGGCUUCAUAAGCGUCUAUGCUUACGGUUGCGAGAAAUAUAUCAAUAGAAACUCUAUAAGAAACAAGGAUAAUCUACCGUUGAAGAGAAAAAAGAGAUCUGAUGAGUUUACGUUUGAUCCUCAUUUAAAUCAACCUGACGAAUAUGAUAGCCGGACUUCGGAUAAUAGUUGGAACACUGUUUACGAACCUCGGAGUAGAGUGAAUUACGAACGGAGUAAGCUUUUCAGGCCUGAUGACGACUUGGACGAAGUUGAAGAUAUUUCUAGGGAAAUGGAGGAUAUUUUCACUAAAGGGAUAAGGACUUUGUUGACGACUUAUAUGAAGAAAGAGCUGCAGCCCGCGAUCAAAGAUACCCUGAUGCGGAAUAUGGGUUAUGUGAUAUCAUAUGGUUAAAUAUUUAUGUGUUUAAGUGUUUAUCUUCGAGCUAUCGCAAAUUGAGUCAUACUGUGGGAUUGUUAAACUCAGAUCUUGUACUGGAGUAUUCUAUGAGGAUGUCACUUACACAAUGCAAUAUUUUGUAAUCCUUCUGAAAACAAUAAGAAAGCGAUUUUAUGUCUCACAAUACUAAAUUUCAUGGCUUGGCUUGGCUAACAAAUUGGAAGUUGUUAUUUUAAUUUAUUUUAUUGUACAUUCUCGAGCUUGACGGAUUUACCACCUAAUGCAAAAACACUUUGUAGGCCUAGGCCUGCAAAGUAAC